Messenger RNA from Parus major (Great Tit), 8239 nucleotides. RefSeq names its product tRNA aspartic acid methyltransferase 1 (gene TRDMT1). Bases 6742 to 7731 code for a protein of 329 amino acids. The transcript is spliced from 11 exons. NCBI's taxonomy places the organism in Eukaryota, Metazoa, Chordata, Aves, Passeriformes, Paridae. Gene Ontology annotation, molecular function: methyltransferase activity. The record is from RefSeq and is a predicted model, not a curated record.
GAACCCUGGAGCUCAAUUUGCUGAAUUGUUAAAGCAUGACCUGGGUGACCUUCAGCAGGUGCUGUAGAUUCUCUGUGAAUUUGUUUCCUCAUAUUAAAAACUGAGUUAGGACUAUUGAUUGGUUUGUAAAGUACUGUCGACCUUACUACUUUGAAGUCCAGCUUUCAACACACAUUAGUAUAAUUUAUGAAAAUCACCAUAAUAAUUUUAACUGUUACUACAAUCCUUCAAAUCCUUCAGUCUUCAGGAGCACUAGCAGAGAGCAUUGUCAUAAAAACAUCAGGUAGAAACUUGCCUUAUCUUGCUAUUUUUUCGGGGAGCUAUGGAAUAUUAAGAGUAUGCUUACAGAGUAAAAUCCAUUUAGCAUAAUUUAUUUACUUAAAACACACUCAAAAUUGUCAGAGUGGCAUUUUUCCUGCUAUCCUAUUUUUGCUGUGCAUAUGUGCUUUAUUUAUAAAUAUGAUUAUAUAAAAGACAUUUUAUUUAUUACAUCUAAAAAUACACAACAAAAUAGGUUCCUACAUUGUUCCUAACCACCUGUUUUGCGGAUGUGUAUUGCUUAUUUCUUAUUUCCAGAGACUUAAGACUUAAUAUUCUUAGAAUAUUAAGUGGAAAUAAGCUUUGUCUGGAACUGCAGAUUUUGGAGUUUUUGUAGAAUGAAAAGUGUGUUGUACCUUCUAUAUAGUGUGCACACUAAUGGUAGCAUGCUGCUUUUCUAGUAAGCAGAUUUCUGAAGUGAUGGCAAGAUGGCAUGUUUGCUGUAUUGGAUUUGAUGUAUUUCCAUAUUUCCAUAAAAAGUGGACUGGCUCUUGAAAGUACUACACCAUGGUUCCUUCACUCUUUACUGAAUUAUCAAGCUGCAUUCUUGCCAUAAUAAUAGAUGUCUUAGAGCAUUUCAGUAGUGUGCUGCAAUGUUUAAUAAAUUAUAAUGCUCGAUGCAAUGUUCUGUGAAUUUCCACCUGUGACAACAUUAUUUGCAAUUCAAUGAAUACUUAAAAGGGUGGGAAUGUUGAGAAUGUCUCAUUAGAUUAUCAGAAUACUGUAAACUUUUAUCCAAAAGGUACACAGAGUUAGUGAUGCCCCAGUGGAUAGUUACUACAUGUAUAAAGUCUUGAAAUCAUGUCACUUAAUGGUGUAGUUUGAAGACUGGAGGAUUUAAGUAAACCCCUGUAUUAUUUCCUGAAAAGGUAAAUUUACUUCCAUGUUUACUGUUUCUGAACUUGCUGAACACAAGUGAUUCAGUAUCAGUCAUUAGUGUAAUUUUUAUUCUUACGGGUUUACAUUUGACUGAAGAAAUUGCAAUAGGUAUGAACAGUGAGACAGAUUUUUCUGUAGUGGUAUCAGCCCAAGCAGAUGAAGGGACUCUAAGUAUGGAUAUGUAACUUAUUUUUGUUAAUGACCCUAACUAGUUCAAAGUGGUCAAGUACCAAUUGAAAUUUGUGAAGCGAAUAGACAAAGCUAUUUGCAUUACAGUUGGUAUAAUAUUUUUUAAUCCUAGUGCAUAUGUUUUUGGGAAGUAUAUGAGAACUCAGCCCAUAAGUAUUGUGUUGUCUCAGGAAAGGUCCAAACCAUACACUUGUAGGUGAAAAUCUUGUUUAGAGUCUUGUUAAAAGUAAUUGGCAACUUGAUUAAAAGGUGUCCCACAAAAUUUGAACUAAAUUAAGCAUUUAAUAACAGGUUAUUAUAUGAAACUGUUUUUGAUGAAUUUGAUUUCAUUUGGUAGCAGAGAUGUACUUGGGCAUUUGAUAAUUUCUACUGGUUUUUAAAGUCCUUUAGACAUCUGGAUUCAGUUUUCUUACAGUUUAUGAAGGAACAAAGUAAAGGGGUAUUGAAGUGUUUGCUUUUACGUGCAAAUAAAACAGAAAAGAAGUGAAUGUUCUUCUGUAAGUACUUUAAUAAUGUGUUUCUUACAUGUUUUUGGCUUGUAUGUGUACAUGAAACCAUGCUGUUUGAAAAGGUUUCUGAUCCUAUACUCCAUUUAGCAAGUGGCAGAUUGUUCAGCAUCUUCAUUUUAAAUCAUGUAUGGAAAUAUAAGAGGGGUUGUGGGUUUUUUUCCCAUAUAAAUAGAAAGUUUGAAAGAGAGGCUUCCAUUGUGCCAGUGCUUCCAUAAGCCAGAUGCAUGAUAGAUGAAGAUUAUGUAUAAUAAUAUAUUAUCUUGGUAUGGUUUCUAGUGAAUCUAUGAGCCAAGAAAAAUAAUAGGAAUAUGUAGAAAAUAAAGGGAGCAUAUGGUAUUUCAGUGGCAGCAUCCCAGAAAAGCCUUUUUCUACAAAAGGGGUUCUGCAGUUCUGGCAGCCUAGUUCCAGGCCAGUUAUGGUUAGUUCUGCUGGUCCAACUUUCUACUUUUCUGUGAAAUUGCCUGUGUUUCAAUUGGCAAAUAGGUAUUUCUCAGGAAAUCUGAGACUGACUUUUCUACCUUGAUGCCCUUGGCUGUGAUCUUUCAAAAACUGAGUAAUAGGAUAGCUUGCAGGGUGAGAAUGUUUGUUGUUUUGGCAUUUGUGAUUAACAUAGAAUGUAUUUGGCACCAAAUAGCAUGCAAUUGGUUUUGAGAUUGUCCUUGCCUACAGUAAAAAAUAAUUGAAUUUUCACAUAUUGAUGGAAGUUUACAGUCUCUUGUAAGUGUUUCUCUGUAAAUAGUACAUAAUAGUACAUAGUUUCAUAGUUGAAUCACAUUCUUUUUGACAGUUAGGAGAAGGUUGUUUUUGAAUUUGGGUUUCAGUCUAAAGCUGAAAAAGGAAAAUCUUGGGGAUUAUCUAGCUCUGUGUUGGUACUUUUGCUAUACAUAAUUCAGCACAUGCAGGAUUUCUGAUUUUAGUUUUUGAAUGCUUUAUAAUAAUAUUUUAACACCAAAGCUCUGCAAAAAGAUACAGUUUAGAAAGCUGAGCUCAGUUAAGGUCUGAAAUAAGUGAGUCUGUUCAUAUUCACACUCUUGAAAGACUGAGGCAGGUAAGGAAUGAAAGUACAUUUCUUUCUUUCUUCCCACCUUGUACCCUAAGCCUUUUGGGAUUUAUAAAGAUAGAUGUUUAAGUCAUAUACAUCUAAAUCUAUGAUAUUUUUUUGUGUGUGUGAGUGAACUUGCUCUUUAUAAAGUGCAGAGCUUCUGCAGUGAAAAAUAGUGUUUUAUUUUUAGAAAAUCUAUGGCUACAAAUUCAUUUCCUUAGCAACUUUCCAUCAAACAAACAGCCUGCUCUUCCUCCUUCCCAACCAAAACAAACUUAAACUGGCCUAUUAAUUUAGGCAGUUUUCCCAUGAAAAAUCGGUUCCCUGUCUCUGCCACAAGUAUUUGUAAUUUGCCAGGUCCCUGAAAAAAAGUCUUCUUGUAUAAAACACUAAAGGACGUAUUUUAAAAAAUAACCAUAAUUUUUCAGUGUUAAGUUGGUGAUAUUUUUCCUCUGCAAUUGUUAUAUUUCAGUUUUACAGAGUAAAAAUUUUUGUUUCUUGUGCUCUGUCAUGCGUGCUUGUUCAUUUUACUUGGUUGUCUCUGUGAAUUGCACAGCACAGUAAACUGGUGUGUGUAUUUAGACUGAGCAAAGCUAUCCCACCAGGAGAGGCAAAGGAGACAAAAUUGGCAAGGAACUUUAGGAUUCAGCACAUUGCAAACCAAAAAUAUUGCUGGUUAGAGCGAGUUUUUACACCUAAACUAAAUUUAAUGCUUCUCCAAAAUAUAGCUCUUUGUAGCACAGGAUAGUACCAGUUGUGCUAUAAUGUAGGUUUAUAAAGUUUAUGUGGCUUAACAUGAUGAAAUCUUGUACAAAUACAACAGUGAAAGAAGUUGCUAAGUGUCCUGCAGGAAGCAGGUAUCAAGUUUGCUGAUAGUCAUGUUGACUGUAGUCAUGGACAGUUCAGCCUAAUCAUUUCAGCCAAGAGCUGACAACUCAGAAAUUAAAUCUUUGGUCUCUGUUUUAAAAGGAAGCAGGACUGACAAAACUUGUGACUAAUUUUCCCUUUUCCAUCUGUUUCCAUAUACCUGUUAGAAUAGAUAAUUGUUCUGGCUCCUAUUUUCCGAUAUGCUGAAAUCCACCAAACUGCCCUUGCUAUAACACAGUUUAUUUCAUGUGUUCUGUUGACAUUGAUGACUCUAUUGCAAAAGUACAGUAGUGAAUAUAAACAGAUCUAUGUUAAUUUUAAGGUCUGCAGAAACACAUGACAAAGGAAUCAAUUCUGAAGAGGAAAAGGACAGAUAUUGUAAUGUCAGAAAUUUUAUUUCUGGCAUUUGAAGGUGACACUCUUUGGGUUUACUUUUUCAAAUCAAGCUAAUGCAAACGUCCUGUCUUUCUUUGUUUCAAAUGCAUCACCUUCCAGUCCUUACAGCAGUGUCCCUUUCCCUCAAGAGUGACAACUCCAUAGCCAAAAGGACUUGUAAGCAUUCUGUAUUCAAUAGAGAACUGGGACCCAAAGUGUGAUUGCUGUCUCUUUAGGCAGUUUAAGACAAAGACUUUCUGCUGUUUAGAUCCAGGAGGUUUUAAGCUUUAAGUGUGAAAUCAGUACAUUACUAAUAUGAUGAUAUGAAUUUGAUUUCACCUGCUUUCAGCCAAGAGAGAAUAUUACAAUCUAGUCUGCCUAAAAAUAAGUCAUAACACUUUCCUCAGUAACUUCCCCUUCAUGUCUGUGGAUUCCAUCUAAACUAUAUCAUCUUGCUCAGAAAUGAAAAUCCCAGUUCAAAAACUGCUGUUGAGGAAUCUUUCAAAUCCAGGUAUUCCAGCAGCCUCUUAGUUUCACUUAGGAAAUGUGUCUUAUUUUUUCUUUAGUCUGAAUAAAAUGAUACUGUUAUCUGCAUUGUCGUAAUUCUUUUAAAUAUCUGGGUUUUGAAAAUUGGAUGUACUUGUUUGAGGGGGAUAAAAAACUCUCCAGAGCUGUGUCUGUUUCUGUAUUGAAAUUCUGCUAUAUAUUUUGGGGAGUUGAUUUAACAUCCCACCAAGUCAGCGAUUCCCAAGUUGGUUUUGUGCCUUUUGUCAGUAGGGAUAGUUACACACAGUCUUGAUUCUGUUUUUCUUAGACUCUGCUUUCAGGCUUUUUUAUGAUGCAUUCCUUAUAGUAAUUUUCAAGUAGUAAAGUAAUUUCUAUAGAAAAUCAGAAUCGCAAAUCGCAGUUUGACAUAAAGUUAUUUAACUUUCAGGAGAAGUUUUUUAAAAAUGUUGCAUUUUCAUAUUGUUUGAAAUUUACACAAGCUUUUCUUUGUUAGGUUGGAUGUGUGAGAGCUGCUUGUCUCAAGCUCCUUCAUGCAUUUCCAGGGCAUUUUCACACAAAUACGCUUAAUCAGCUUUUAGAGGGAGUCUGUUCCGUAACGGGAAUUCCCAAGUGAGCUGCAAUUUUUAGAUGAAAAGGAGGAGAAGCUUUUAAAAAGUUAUCAGGUGUUUGAAUUAGGAAGAAAGGAUCUCAGGGGGAAUACUUUGUAAAAAGUUUCUGUCCUUUUUCCAUGCUGGUUUACAUCUCUGGUUUAGACUGAACAUUGUAUUGAAAGGAGAUUCAAUCAGCUGUGUACUCUCUCCCAGUAUCUCCAGGCUUUUGGGCCUGUGAAGUCCUCAGUAGCUCUUUUUUCUUGUAUGUACACAGGGAGAUAUUGGAUGGAUGGCAGUAAAAAUGAGUGUCUGAAUCAUGAGUUGUGAAGGAAAGCACACAGCUUGCUUUCUCCAUUGCCCUUUGUGUUAAUUUAGAUAAUAAUUUGCGUGUUCUGAUUUUUUAAGUUUUGUUUUUCUUCUGGAGUACCUGGAAAACACAGCAGGGGUUAGUGUUUUAAGAACCGAAGGAAUAAGUGAGAAAAGUGCUCUCUUUAACAGUAUUGGAAGUUUGUUCCUGUUAUUUAGAUACUGCAGUUUUGUUUUAGGAAGAUGAGAGUGAUGGUUCUUGAAUACAUUUGUAAAUUGAGACAUUCAUCCAGCUUCUUUUCACGCUAGGUGUCAGUGUUAACAUACCUGUUCUGUAAUCUCAGGUGUAGUCGUUCCAUUGUCCUUGUGGAUACACCUGUAUUUAGUUCUCAGUUACAACUUCUGGUCAAAAAGUCAAGACAGUAAUGGUAAAUAGUGAUUUGUAUGUUGACCCUUAAUGGUCUGUAAGUAUUUAUCUUGUGAAAAUCCUUAUCUUUUUACCCUCAAUUGCACCAAGUAAACCUGGAAGAACCAGCUUGGUCCUUGUGAAAAUGUCUGCUACAAUCUUUUCAAUACCCAGAUUUCUCUUUCAUCCUAGUUUUGACUAAGAUAGCCUUGAAAACCUGAAAGAUAGUAGAUGGAUGGUAACUGCAUUAUUCAAAAUUAAAUCCACUGGGAUCAUCCUAGUUGGGCUUUCAUCCUCUCAAACUGUAAAUAAUUAGCUGACUAGAAGGAAUUCAUAUGGUGUCUCAUAAGGUCAUCCGUUAAUGUGUUACUUGAGCUAUUGUGAGAUUAUGCAAAGACAUGUGGCUAUUUGCCUUGUUUCUUUUGGUUUACAAAAGUUUUUUAAAAUUGCCUGUGUUUCAUCUGAGGCUUUGUAAUGCUGACCAUAAUGUAAAUAUCCUGGUGGUUGAUACUGAUCUCGGGUAUCAGGAGGAAGGGUCACUUCUCUACCUGCAGCUGUGACAGUAACCACAGCCCAUCUUCUUGGAUAAAAAGCCUCACUGAAGAAAGCUGCACAUAUGCAGAAGUUGUAGCUGCUGUUGAUGUGAACACUCUUGCCAAUGAUGUUUAUAAGCAUAACUUUCCCAGCACACCAUUGUGGGCGAAGACUAUUGAGGGCAUAACACUGAAAGAAUUUGACAGGUUAUCUUUUGAUAUGAUUUUGAUGAGUCCUCCCUGUCAGCCAUUUACAAGAAUUGGCCUGCAAGGUGAUGUGUCCGAUCCACGGACGAAGAGCUUUCUUUAUAUCCUUGAUAUUCUCCCAAGGCUUCAGAAGCUUCCAAAAUACCUACUUUUAGAAAACGUUAAAGGAUUUGAAUCCUCUUCUGCAAGAAAUGAACUUUUGCAAACACUAGCAACAUGUGGAUUUAAAUAUCAGGAAUUUCUCUUGUCUCCAACCUGUCUUGGCAUUCCCAAUUCUAGGCUGCGGUAUUUUCUAAUUGCGAGGCUUCACCAAGAACCAUUUUCCUUUCAAGCUCCUGGUCAAAUAUUGACAAGAUUCCCAGAUCAGGAUCCAGAAGAUUUACUCAGUGAAGAGGUUGCUGACAAAGUGGGUGAAACCUGUUCUUCUUUGUCUUCUGAAAAGAAGAAUCUGCAUCCAAACAUUGAUCCAGAUUGUAGCAGCAAGGAGAGUUUACCGAAAAAGGCCUUUCUAUUUAAGCUUGAAACAGUAGAAGAAAUGCAAAGGAAACAUAAUCAGGAUAAUGAUUCCUCUAUUCAAAUGCUGAAAGACUUCUUGGAAGAGGAAAAUGAAGAAAUGACUCGGUAUUUUUUAUCGCCAAAGUCCUUACUGCGCUAUGCUUUCUUGUUAGACAUUGUUAAACCCACCUGCCGGAGAUCCACGUGUUUUACAAAAGGGUAUGGACACUAUGUAGAAGGAACUGGCUCAGUUCUGCAGACAGCAGUAGAUGUACAGCUUGAAUCAGUGUUUAAACACAUUGACGAGUUACCAGAAGAAGAGAAGCUUAUGAAAUUGUCAACACUAAAACUGAGGUACUUUACCCCAAGAGAAAUAGCAAAUCUUCAUGGAUUCCCUUUGGAAUUUGGUUUUCCUGAAAAGGUAACAGUAAAGCAAUGCUAUCGUCUUCUGGGAAACAGCCUCAACGUACACGUGGUGGCAAAAUUGAUCUCCAUUCUACUUGAGUGAUUUAGAACCUGAAACUGAUGCAUAUGGACUGGUGACAGAAAAUACUUUAAUCUUUUAGGAGAAAGCUGAUGGAACCUCGACGAAAAACAGAGCUUACCAAGAUAUCUGUCCAGACAUUAUACUGAACAGUUUUGAUAUAUUUUUAGCAACUUGCAUUCAUGAUGGAUUUAAACUGUAUAGGUGUUUUAUUUAAAUGUCAGUUUACAAGACUUAUUUGCUUUGUUUAAAUAUUCUUUUUAGUUUGCAGAAUGGAAAUAGCAGCAUAUGCAAAUGCUUCAAUGAGAAAGGAUAAGAUUAUUUUAUUUUUUUAUCUUAAAACCAUUUUUUGUACUGUGUGAAACUGUGUCAAAGCUGUUUUAAUUAGGUGUAGAGACCAAGUUCUAUGUGUAAAAUGUCUUCAUCUUUAAGUGUAAAUGAUCCAUUCUGAAAAGAUUUACUGUAUAUAUAUGAAAUUUUGAUGUGAUUUUUGUAGCUCAUGAAACUAUUAAAUUCCGUAUUUUAUAUACAA